AUGGAACAGAGCAGUCAUCAGGAAGGAACUUCAAAUGGCAAUCAACCUCCAGUCCCUGUUUCUCUGGAUCUAACCAGUGUAUUCUAUGUUCAUCCUUCCGAGAAUGCUGGGUCUACUCUCGUCCCUGUCUUGUUCGAUGGAUCUGGAUAUCGUUCAUGGAGACGAGCUGUUCUUCGAGGCCUAUCAGUAAAGAACAAAACAGGUUUCAUCAAUGGAAAAGUGCAAAGACCAUCUACAGAUUCAGCCGAAUUUCCUCAGUGGGAGAGAUGUGAUGAUAUGGUCACUUCCUGGAUUCUGAAUUUUCUGUCCAAAGAUCUCAGAGAUAGCCUGCAAUAUGUAGACAAUGCAAGAGAACUUUGGAUCGAAUUAGAGGACAAGUAUGAUCAAACUAAUGGAGCUAAAUUGUAUCAACUUCAGCGCGAAAUCAAUGACCUCAGUCAGGGGAACUUGGACAUUACUGGGUACUACACCAGAAUUAAGAAGUUAUGA
Molecule: messenger RNA, 489 nt
Organism: Solanum verrucosum
Lineage: Eukaryota; Viridiplantae; Streptophyta; Magnoliopsida; Solanales; Solanaceae
Exons: 1
Coding region: 1-489 (162 amino acids)
Source: RefSeq, a predicted model, not a curated record